Saccostrea echinata is the source of this 5777-nucleotide messenger RNA. RefSeq lists its product as uncharacterized. Bases 47 to 4147 code for a protein of 1366 amino acids. NCBI's taxonomy places the organism in Eukaryota, Metazoa, Mollusca, Bivalvia, Ostreida, Ostreidae. The transcript has 12 exons. The record is from RefSeq and is a predicted model, not a curated record.
UUUAAUCUCGACGAAACCGCGUGAAAAUGUAAUACGUCUGAAAAUAAUGUUUGAUUUUAGAGUGGUUUUAAUCUUGCCAUUCCUUUUUAUUGCAGUUUUCAUCAAUUUAAUAGCUUUUAAAACUUUUAUCUUUACAUCGAUAUCCAUUUUAUGUGCGAGUGUAUUGUUCGAAAGAUGGUCGUCGAGUGGUUGGAUUCGCGCGGAUAAGAGACUGCAAAAGAAACAAAAAAGUGGCGAAAAGGAAAGAUUCUCGGUUACGAAUGGUGGUUUUUCAAACAUGUUUUUCAACAGGUCAUUCCAAGAUAAAUCAAAAGUGAACAAAUCAACUACCAGAUCGCCAUGGAAAGUUGGAUCAAGUUCGCCGCCGCUGGACAACAGAAUUCGAAAUCGUAAUGCCGUUUCAAGAAACCAUUCGUUUGCUGGUAGGAGGUCAGAUUUUAAUAAUUCAAAGAUCACGGACAGUCGCUUAACAUCCAUUCCUUUUCUACCUACCGUGAGAAAAGCUCUUGGUCUCGAUAAUGUAUCCAGAAGCCCUCUUACAAAAACUCCAGAAGUUGCAGCAGCCUAUCCGGAGAGGCCAAUGGCUGGCUUUCUACCUGCAGUUAGACUGGGAAGACGAGAGCGACCCCUGUUUUCUCCAAGCUCCAGAACUUUAGGGAGAAGCCCAAACACAGUGAAGAUAGCUCCUCCUAAUGCAAGAAGAAUUAAUAAUGCAAGAUUAUUCCAAGUAAAAAAUGAAAAUGCAAAGACUACACCAAACACACAAGCUGUGUUGUCGGCCUUAAAAGAGAAAAGUAGGAAAAGAACCAUGGAAGGAUUGGAUGUCACUAUAUCAGAUGUUCAAGGGCAAAUGGCAAAGCGAAGGCGUCAAGAAAGCCAGCAAUCUAAUGCCUCCACCUCUUCUCUCCCCUCUCUGCCUGAUAAUCUUCCUGACCUUUCCACCCAAGGCUACACUAUUCCCCGUCUGAAGACCCCCACCCUCAAACGCACUUUGAACAUGACCAAUUUAUCAGAUACAGAUUGGGAGGAUAAUGAAAGAGAGAACAGCCAGAAACGACCUCGCCGGGAAGCUCAGUAUAAUUCCAUUGCUAGCUCACUCAGUUCCAUGCGAAGGAUUAAGGAGAGACAGGCUGUUAUGAAAAGGAAAAAUGAUUCCAAAGAAAACUCUGGCUUGGUAGAAGACAGAUCUGGUCAGAACUCACCUGUCACCAAGAAGCCAUCUCUACAAAGUAUGGAAACUGUCCUGUUGCCAGAAAAUAAAGACAUCCCUGUUACAAGAGCUCAGAAGACAGAAGAUGUCUCAAAAAGUCAGCUGUCUGAUUUGGAAACAUCAGUUGCAGAGUUUCUUGGACAGUCAGGGACACACAAAUCUGUAAGAACACCUAAACGAGUAGCUCUAUCAGAGAAAGUGUCAGCCAGAAAAAGAGACAUGUCCCUGUAUGCAGGUCUCAAUAAGACAUAUGAAAAUGUUCCACAAGCUAAUGUUAUAGCUAAGAUAGAGGAUUAUGAUAAGGACAGAAAAGAAGAGGAAAAGAGAGCACAGGAGAUGAUGGCAGAGAUUGGAGAACCAGAGAAAGAAGUAACAGCAGCAGAGACUACCAGCUCCACUACUGUUUCAACAGCAGCUCCAGCAUUAACUUCAGCUGUUUCUCCAUUGGCUAAUAUCACCACCCCAGUAACUCUUGGAUCCACCACACCUCUUUCUGUGACCAGCUCUUUACCAGUUUCUAGUACAAUGGCUUCCUCUGUAGCCUCCCCAACCCUGUUUUCUGUUAAUACCACCACAUCUUCCAACUCUGUCUCACCAGCCAGCAAACCUCUGGCUUCAGCUGGAUUUUCAUUUGGUGGCUCUCCAAGUGUUGGUAGUGAUGUUAGCAAGUCUAGUUCCAUGGCCAGUCUGUCUAGUAGUACAUCCACUGUGACAAGUGCCUCAGGGGCUAUAUCCAGUGCUGCACCCUUCAGUUUCCCAACUGCAGCUUCAUCUGCAACAAAAACUAGCCCUGUGUCAGGUUUUCAGUUUGGACAAUCACUAGCUACAGCAGCUGUCUCCACAUCCUCUACUCCAGCUUCAACUACCAUAUCAGGAAUACUCUCUAGUGGACCAAGCUGCACCAUCACAGCUUCCAUAUCAGCUCUAUCUCCUGUAUUUGGAGGACAAACAAAUUCACUCAUAUCUUCUUCCAGUGGUCAAGGAGGUUUUAAAACAGGUGGACAGGUUUCAGCAACCAGCAGUGCUGUAUCUGCAUUACCCACCAUUGGUACACCAGGAGGAUUUAGCUUUGGAACCCAAAGUUCCAGUGCCUCGACACCAAUUACAGCCACCACUACAUUAAGUGUUGGAGGAUUUAGCUUUGGAGGUCAAAGUUCAAGUGCAUUGUCAUCAGCAAGCAGUGUUACAACAACUAAAUCAACAGCAGGAGGAUUUACAUUUGGAGGUCAAAGUUCAAGUGCAAUAUCAUCAGCAAGUAGUGUUACAACAUCUGAAUCAACAGGGGGAGGAUUUAACUUUGGUGGAACCACUACUACUGCUUCUUCAUUGAUGCCUAAUGGCUUUAAUUUUGGAAGUCAAACUACAACCGUAUCAACUGUGACAACUACUGGAGGGGUUUCUUUUAGUAGUCCAGCAGCCACUAAUGCAGUGCCUCCGUCUGCCCCUGGUGGAUUUAAUUUCAAAGCCACAACUGCUACUCAAGCAAAUCCUGCAGGUGUCUUUAGUUUUGAAGUAGGGAAGGAGACUACCCCUGCUAGCACAACCUCUGGCACAUUUGUCUUUGGAGGCAAUUCAUCUGCUCCAUCAGUGGGUGUAAACUCUGGAGCUUCCACUACAUCUCCUCCAGGAGGUUUUAAUUUUGGUACAGUGACAGCCAAUCCUUCAAGUGCAUCAACUGCUACAGGAGGUUUUAACUUUGGGACUCAGAAUCAAGCUCCCAAACCUACAACUUCAACAGCUGCAGGGGUGUUUUCAUUCGGAGGACAAAAUGUUUCAUCCACAACUUCCUCAACAAGUGGUGGAUUUAACUUUGGAGGUGCUUCAAAUUCUACAGCAGGAGGAAGUUUCAAUUUUGGCAAAAGUAAUCCAUCUAUUUCAGCAGGAUCAGGGCUAUUUGGUGCUACUAUUACAUCAAAAUCAGACCUACCAAAGCCAGCCUUUACAUUUGGAGCAGUUACCCAGAACUCAUCAACUUCAUCCACCACAUUUGGACAACAGUCAGCUGGGUCUCAAUCAAGUUCAACAUUUACAUUUGGACAGACCACCACAGCUGCCAGCAGUGUGUUUGGGCAGCCAUCUGCUCCUCAGUCUAGUUCUGUCUUUGGACAAUUUCAGCCACCUGCUCAAACUUCUCAAUCCCAGACUCCAGCAUUUGGAAGCAACACUUCCCUCAGUACUUUUGGACAAUCCAGCAACACACAAGCAGUGUUUGGACAACCAGCAGGGUCUCAAACAAACACAGGAUUUGGUCAAGCUGUACAAGGAACAUCUGGUUUUGGACAAAGUACAAACAGUUCUGGUUUUGGACAGCUGCCAGCUCAGCCAUCCUUCAGCUUUGGACAGCAGAAUCCAAACACCCAGUCUGGGUCAGCAUUUGGACAGCAAACAGCUCCUCAGCCAUCUUUUGCAUUUGGACAGACGCCUUCAACCCAACAGACUACAUUUGGACAGCAGCAACCAAGUUUUGGACAGCAACCAGGCUCUGUUUUUGGACAGUCUCAAAAUCCUCCUGCUUUUGGGCAGUCAGUGGGUGCCCCAGGAUUCACCAAAUCUGCUAGUUCACCAAACUUUGGAACUUCUAGUAUGAAUGGUAGUGGCACAGGGUUCAACUUUGGUAUGGCAACACCAUUGAAAAACUCUCAGAGUUCAGCAGGAUCUACAACAUUUAAUUUUGGAACACCUCAGAAUAACAGUGCAACUCCAAACCAGUCCACUCCAGCAAAUCCAAGCAAAGGAUUUGACUUUUCACAAUCAUUAGCUCCAGGUGCAUUUAACUUUGGAGCAGGGGGAGGUAAUACCUCAUUUGGAACCCCAAGUGGAGGGCCCAUAACUCAGCCUAACUUUGGGACCCCUACAUUCAGUGUUGGAUCUGGAAAUACCGGUAAUCAGGCCAAGCCCCGUCCAAUCAGAAAACCGAUACGGAGAACAAGAAGAUAGAAUAUUAUACAGCAGACACAUCCUACCUGUCUUUCAUAUUUAGAUUUGUUUACAUUUGGCAGUUAGUUCUGAAUUUGAAAUGUCAUCUGUUUUAUCAAUCUGUCAGUGAUAAACAAGCCAGAGAUAUCACUGCUUUAAUUUUGGCACUUCACAAGAUCUAUGCCACAUGUACAUUCAUUUGGAUUUUUAAAAUGUAUCGGUGAAAAUACCAGAAAGAAAGAUUUUAUUCCAAGUUCUAAAUGAGAAUGGAAGGGGAAAAUGCAGAAUAAUGAGAAAAUUGUUGUCAUCUUGAGUGAAAAACUUUUUUUUUCUUUUUUUAUACUAUACCUGAUUAAAAAAUAUUAGAUGUAGGCAAUCAAUGCAAUUUUACCUGGUAUUGCUUUACAACUAAUUUUUUUUUUACCAGUAUACAUGUGUUGAUUUGUAUAGAGGAUGACAUUUGGAGUUUCAAAUAAGAAAUGCCUAUUUCAAGAUACAUGUAUUUAGAAGUACAUGUACAUUACAAGCUCCUGUUUGGGAUUAGAAGUACGCUAAAUUUAUUUGAAGCUUUAAAAUUAAUUGUGAUAUAACAUGCUGUUGUGGAUGAUAAAACAGGAUGUUUUAGAAUUCUACAACAUGUGAAUUGUUGGUCAAUUCAAAAUAAGUUUUAAUGCUUUUUGUGCAUGUGUCAAAUUGUUCACAAAUUUUCCAAUAUGGAUUUUCCCAUAAGAAAAAGGUGCUUUCAUUAUUUAAGGAAUAACUUAUUUUGAUUUUGUACCAAUGUGUCUUUUGUAUUGUUAUACUGUUCUAUCUGACACAUUAAUUUUUGUGAUGGUGCCAAAUUUAUAAUAAACUCCAUGUUACAGUGUGAAGCUCUAACAUGAGUAUUCUUCCCACUGUCAAACAGUGAUCAGCACUUAAUUUAUAUAUGUAAUAUAUUAUUAUUUACCUCACAAUUUCACAAAAGUUAGUGUUCAGAACCAUCUUCAUUAAGAUGAUUUUUUUCUCCAAUUUUGUAAAUAAAUCUUUAUUAUUAUCAUCAUAUACAACCUGUGGAAGUUAAAAAGCACUUACUGAGAGUGAAUUUUUUAUCUAAAGUUUAAAAUAUAUCUCAAAUGCUACAGUGAACAUGUAUUGCAGUUUUUUGCAUUAUGUAGCUGUGGAAAUUUGACCACACACUUUUACAGUGUAGUGCAGUGGAGCCCCAUGGAGCCAGACAACAAUAAGCCAGACGCUUCAAUUUCCUGAUCAGUUUUCUGGGAACAAAAUUAAUAUUUCUGCCAGUUGUAAAAAGUCCAUUUUAGUUAUCUGGAUGUUCUUUUAUCUGGACAAUUUUCUUGGGAACACAAGCGUCUGGAUUUACUAAGCAUGACUGUAUUUACUAACUAUCAGUAUACCUCAAGAAGAUCCACUGCAACUUGUUUAAUUCCAUUGGUACUCACAUUAUAAAAGGGUGAAUAUAAUGCUCAAACUCAUGAUUGAACAACUGUUGCAAUACCAAGUUUCCAGUCUAGUAAGACUUUGGAGACAGAUAUUGAUAUAUUCUCUGUGUGUGUUGGAGAAAAAUAAAACCUGUUACCAUUGAGGAAACACCAUUGUAUGGGGAAAUAUUCAACAGGAUGUUAAAUAAAUACGAGCUGUGACAACUGUA